CUGCCGUCAUCCGCAUGUCAAUUGCAGUUCUCACUCAUCAUCGGUAUCACCUCGACCAGAUGCUUCUUUGACCGCCGCAAUUCCUCUGCUUACCUCGAUAUGGUCAGGACAGAGUUAUCAGCAGCGUCUCAUCUUCACUCACUCUCAUCCUUCGACCCAUAACGCCCGGCCGAUGACGUCUCAACCUCGCCAUGGCCUAUCUCCUGCUUCUAUCGAGACGAUCGCAGGCCUUUCAGCAGGUUUGAUAUCUACCAUUAUUGUCCACCCUCUGGACAUAAUCAAGACCAGGCUUCAAGUCGACACAUCCGCGCACCCUCUUCUCAAUUCCUCCCGAUCGGUUCUUCGGGAUAUUCUUCGAAAUGAGGGCCCGACCCGAAUUUCCGCCUUAUACCGUGGCUUGACGCCGAACCUAGUGGGAAACUCUGCAGGCUGGGGACUGUACUUCUUGUGGUAUCGCGAAGCGCAGGACGUGAUACGCAAAGUGCGUGGCUAUCAACCAGGUCAGCAACUCUCAUCGGUCGAAUACCUGACCGCCUCGGCCCUUUCAGGCGGUUUAUCCGCCAUUCUCACAAACCCGAUCUGGGUGGUCAAGACGCGCAUGCUUUCCACCUCGGCCACACAGACGGGGGCAUAUCCGAGCAUGAUUGCUGGGCUGCGCUCGAUCUACCGAACCGAAGGCGUCCGUGGUUUCUUCCAUGGCAUGACCCCUUCACUCGUAGGCGUCAGUCAUGGAGCCUUGUACUUUGUGGCAUACGAGAAACUCAAGUUCUGGCGCAGACAGUCCAAGAAGACCAACGAACUGACCAACGUGGACACGCUGAUGACUUCGUCUCUGUCAAAGAUCUUUGCCGGUGUCUUGACCUACCCGCAUCAGGUCAUACGUGCACGCUUGCAAACUUAUAAUCCAAGCGCAGCGACACACGUGCGUGGACCUGGCCUUGUCGCGCUGGUGAAGCAGGUCUGGCAUAACGAGGGUCUCGUGGGCUACUACAAGGGUCUCUUUCCGAACCUGCUCCGUGUCGUCCCGAGUACAUGCGUGACCUUCCUCGUCUAUGAGAACGCUCGUUGGUUCUUGCCCAGGUUGUUUGGUGCACAACAAGACGGCACCGUUAUGGCUGGUUCCAGCUGAGUCGCCGCAAAAAGAACAGACAACUUUGCCAGCACUUCCAGUCUCUUGAAGGAAGGUUUGUUCUAUAUUUCGUACCCAAACUUCAAGGACCGGCUAUUGCCUGGUCAUGUACUGGCGCCUCCAGUCCCAUCCUAAGACCUUCGUCAGUGAUGACAAGGCAAUGAGUUUAUUGACUCAAAAAUGAAGUGGUGGAAUGGUGUCAAGUUAAAUAGACUGAGUCACCACAGCGUGUGCGGUGGUCAACUCAGAAGCCUGAUCUGAACCACAUGACAUCACCUCCACCAUCCUCUUACCUUAGACUGUGUCGGCAGGCCACGCUGGCUGGGGUGUGUGGCGUAUAUACGCCUUGCGGCCUUUUAUCACGCGGGAUUAGAGUAGGUACGACCAUGAGCGUGGAGCUUGACCAUGCAGAUUCAGCAAGGAGCUUUGCGAUGAACUGUUUUCUCAUUAUAUCAUCAUACGGACGUGAUGACCCUCUCUGUCCUCUAGUUGUUUUGUCUAUUUUGGUUUCCUUUGCCUCUCCAUUUCUUCUGUCGUUGACUCGCCACGAGUUGUAUCCAGGAUAAGCAUUCCUCUGUCUAGGUAUGUCCCAUAUUUCAUGACCGAUUCUAGAGGGACGACCAGCCUCGGAAUUGGGGGGUUCAAAUGCUUGAUGAAGAUUUAUCGCGCCAUAAUGCGGUCUAGAAACUGAAAAUCGGAGACAAAUAUGUGCUCGGGCUCGGGCUCGUACUCCUCUUUAUCUUUCCGGUGGUCCCGCUUUUCUCCAUCGUUUGCGGCACUCUCGUUCUUGUCCCGACGAUAGUCAUUAUCGGUAGUUUCUAUAUCGGUAUCCAUGUCGUCGAAAUCGACCCGUUCAGAAGCUACCAUGUGGUGGUCGGUCUUCCACGGACACGCCAUGUCCAAUUGUUCCGCUAUUUUCUCUGCAAGCAACACGGUGGCG
Messenger RNA from Exophiala dermatitidis NIH/UT8656, 2069 nucleotides. RefSeq names its product MC family mitochondrial carrier protein. Gene Ontology annotation, biological process: nucleotide transport; folate import into mitochondrion. The transcript is spliced from 2 exons. Gene Ontology annotation, cellular component: mitochondrion. The record is from RefSeq and is a predicted model, not a curated record. Gene Ontology annotation, molecular function: folic acid transmembrane transporter activity; FAD transmembrane transporter activity. Lineage: Eukaryota; Fungi; Ascomycota; Eurotiomycetes; Chaetothyriales; Herpotrichiellaceae. The coding region runs from base 173 to 1129 and encodes 318 amino acids.